This is a messenger RNA of Helianthus annuus (common sunflower), 836 nucleotides long. RefSeq lists its product as uncharacterized. The transcript has a single exon. The record is from RefSeq and is a predicted model, not a curated record. NCBI's taxonomy places the organism in Eukaryota, Viridiplantae, Streptophyta, Magnoliopsida, Asterales, Asteraceae. The coding region runs from base 130 to 591 and encodes 153 amino acids.
UUAACGAACCCCUAACCUUCCUUUUCGAUGGUUCUUUCUCUGCAACCGUGUGCAGUUUAAUCUCCAUAAAACCUACAAAGAUCAGAGUCUGAUCACCACCCUCAUCUUCCUCAAUCUUCCACAACAAUUAUGCCUCCAAGAACCCAUCUUUCCCUCUGCAAAUUCAUCACCAGACACCCUUUUCGACCUUCUUCAAAACCCAUAUCCCCAAUUCCCAUAAAACCAAUCACAACAAAAUCUUUUCACCCCUUUUGCCACCCCACAACACUCCCACCUUCUCGUUUCAACAAACCCUUAUACCCCCAGUUCAACAUUUGCAGAUCAUACAAUGUGGAAACCGACAAAGUUGUUGAUGAAAUAAACUUGAAGUUUGCAGAGGCAAGAGAGGAGAUUGAGAUGGCAAUGGAGUCAAAGGAGACUGUGUAUUUUAAUGAGGAAGCUGAGUGUGCUCGUGCUGUGGUUAAAGAAGUUCUUGAAAUGUAUGCUGGGUUGCUUUCGAAAUUGCCCGAAAAGGAGAGAGGGGGGAUCCAGAGGUCAAUGGGGCUCAAGAUUGAGCAGUUGAAGGCUGAGCUUGAACAAUUGAAUGAGUGAUGAGGUUUGCUUAUUUGGGUGUGAUUUGGUUUUUAGUUGAAUUUAAAGAAUUUGUUGGUGUUGUUUGUUAUGUUGAUGAUGAUGAUAAAUGACAUAGGGUACUUUUACAACUCACAAGUUUUGAUUAGAUAAAUAAUGAGCAGCAUGAUGAAGUUGUAACAUGUUACACAAUUCGGUUUACGUUCAACGCGUUUUGGGCGAAUUGUUUUGGAUGAGAGCUUAUGAACCUAACGUUAUUUUGUUUA